GUGGGAGGAAGCUCUGGCUGUUCAGGUCAAGUGGAGCUGAAACACCUCGGAGAAUGGAGACCAGUGGACAGCUUUUACUGGAUCCUGGAAAUUGCUUCUGACUCGGUGCGGCUGAUGAAUGGAUCCAGUCGUUGUUCAGGCAGACUGCAGGUGAAGACUAACCCAUCUGACCAGAGCUGGUCCUCAGUGUGUGAAGCAGACCUGGACCUGCAGGAUGCACAGGUGGUGUGUCGGGAGCUGGGUUGCGGUGCUCCUUCAGUCUUGCAGGGGGCGCUCUACGGAGACGUGCAGACUCCCACGUGGAGCCCAGAGUUCCAGUGUGGAGGCCAUGAGUCUGCUCUGCUGGACUGUAGAAGCUCAGGCUCAGCUAGAAGCAGCUGCUCACCUGGUAAAGCUGCUGGACUCACCUGCUCAGGGGAUGAGUUCAGGUUGGUGGGAGGAGCCAGUCGCUGUGCAGGAAGUCUGGAGCUGAAAUAUCUUGGUGACCAGAGACCUGUGGCGGACUAUUUUUUCAUGCUGAAGACAGCAGCUCUCAUGUGUGAACAUCUGAACUGUGGCUGUGCUGUUUCUCUUGAAUCAACUGUUGUGUCAGUUCAAUCUGUGUGGGGAAUCCAUCCAGAAUGUGUUCAAUCUCAUUCUGAUCUGUGGAGCUGUGUGGGGUCAUGGAGUUCCUCUGACACCCUGAAACUCACCUGCUCAGGUAUGAUUUGUUGA
Messenger RNA from Salarias fasciatus (jewelled blenny), 714 nucleotides. RefSeq names its product scavenger receptor cysteine-rich type 1 protein M130-like. The record is from RefSeq and is a predicted model, not a curated record. Gene Ontology annotation, cellular component: plasma membrane. Lineage: Eukaryota; Metazoa; Chordata; Actinopteri; Blenniiformes; Blenniidae. The transcript has 4 exons. Gene Ontology annotation, molecular function: serine-type endopeptidase activity. Gene Ontology annotation, biological process: zymogen activation. The annotation marks the transcript as partial.